Molecule: messenger RNA, 1851 nt
Organism: Cottoperca gobio
Lineage: Eukaryota; Metazoa; Chordata; Actinopteri; Perciformes; Bovichtidae
Product: zona pellucida sperm-binding protein 4-like
Exons: 12
Coding region: 157-1836 (559 amino acids)
Biological process (GO): binding of sperm to zona pellucida; prevention of polyspermy
Cellular component (GO): egg coat
Molecular function (GO): acrosin binding; structural constituent of egg coat
Source: RefSeq, a predicted model, not a curated record
AGUGAAGCUCUCGUGCUCUGGUAGAGGACGCAACCAGCUUCAAAAUAAUUAACCCUAAUUAACAGAAGUCACGUGACCCCUUCCUCGUGUCAAAGAAAGGACGUUCAAUUUUGGGGACCAAAACCUUACAAGCCAAAACAUCUAAAUCAUAAGGAGAUGAAUUAUCAUUGUGAGAAACUUUGUUUGAUCACAUUUGCCGUAAUGGCUCUGCACUGUUGGUGUUUUUCAACCGUCCAGACGAAGAAAACACCUGAGCAGCUCGUCUUUCCCAGAGUCACCUGCUCGGAUCGAAGGAUACGAGCUGUUUUUGGUCCGCGGGUCAAACAUAAUAUACACGUUACAGACAUGACGGGGACUAUAAUCCCAGUGCCUCAAUCUGAGGGCUCCUGUGGAGUGAGACUGGGCAGGGAGAAAAACCAGGGCAUCUCCUUCUACAGCAGAUAUGACAGCUGCUAUGCACAGAUUGAGGGCAGCAAAGUGGUCGUCCCUCUGCACAUACAGCUGACGGGAGAGGAUCGAUGGUUCAAGGUAAACCUCAGCUGUCCUCUGAUAAAGAGACACAGUGAGAGGACUAACCCUACCCCAACACCGUUACCUGGAAACUGUGACACAGAAAGAGCUCUACGAGUGGACUGUGGCAAAGAAAGCAUUUCAGGUGAGGCCUGCAACAAACUGAGAUGCUGCUACGACACCGAUGAUUCAACCUGCUACUACAGGCUCAAUGCCUGCUCUCUGGAUGGACACUUUGUGUUCUCAGUAAAAGUUACAGACACAGAGCAGCCCAUCGAUCCCAGCAGCCUCAUUGUAAAGGAUCAGCCACAGUGUAUCCCUUUGGUCACCACCCCAGAGAUGGCUAUCUUCAAGAUUGGAUUCAUGGACUGUGGUGCAAAGAUAAAGGUAGAUGGAGACGUGGUGAUCUACGAGAUAGUAGUGGAGGAGCUGCAUACUAAAAGUAUGACUAAUCGUUCUCCAUUUAGUCUCCAGGUCCAGUGUAAAUAUGAGGCAUCAGAUUCAAACCGUGCAGCAGUCAUGCAGUCCUCGUUUGCAUUCAUCAACCCACCACCUGUGGUUGCACUGGGAACUAUCGGAGUGCAGAUGAGAAUAGCCAAAGAUGCAUCCUUCACAUCCUUCUUCCCUGAGGACCAUCUUCCACUGACCUUGCCGCUGCGCAAAGCUGCAUAUGUGGAGAUCUCCAUCGCCCAGCCGUCGCUAGACCCCACCCUUUUCCUGCGUGUACGGGAUUGCUUUGCCUACCCUGCGUCUAGACACUCUGUGUGGACGCUUCUCUAUGACGGAUGUCCCAACCCUUUGGACAACAUGAGAAGCUCCAUUCCUGUGAUCUACCAGGGGAAGACCACCCCCCACUCCCAAGUCAGGAGGUUUGAUGUCAAGACCUUUGCCUUCUUAGACCCUCAUACAGGCGAGCCAAGUGUGGAGGAAAUGUACUUCCACUGCUGGGUGGAAAUCUGCACAGAUGAUGUUGACUGUGCACAGCGUUGCGCCAUCAAUUCAUCUGAGGGUGAGAGACAGAGAAGAGAGGCGAAGUCCAACCAGGUGCCGCUGGUCUCUUUAGGCCCGCUGCUGCUGGGACAGAACAGCACUGAACUGGAGGACAGUCCAGUGCUGCUGCUGGGACAGAACAGCACUGGACUGGAGGACAGUCCAUGUGUGAAGCAGAAGACGAUGCUUCAGGUGACGGUGUAUGUUCUCGGUGGUGUUGGUGCCGCCCUGAUAUUGAUCCUGAUGGUCACUGUAUGCUCAUGCAUCAGAAAGAGACAGACUGCAGAAGCACAGCCAGUUUGUGAAAAACAAGUUGACUGUGAACAAUCUCAAUAAAAACAUUUCAUCAAA